GGCCCUCACAUGGCUCUCUCACUAGAAAUGAGGAGUGUCACCCCUAUUUAUAAUAAUCUCCUCAAGCUCCUCUAGAACUCUCUAUACUUCUAGAUUCUUCCAAGAAGUGACCACAGGCUUCUCUAUUCUUCUAGAAGGAUUUAGAGAACUCAACACUGCUCCAGGAUAUUCUAGAGGCCGCUUCUGCACGAUUCUAGAGAAUUCCACACUUCUCUAGAAAGCUCCACAAUGUUCUAGAAUAUUCUACACUCUUCCACACGCUUCUAGACAAUUCCACGUUUCUCUAGAAAGCUCCAGAAUAUUCUAGAACAUUCAAUACUUCUCUACACACAUCUAGAGAAUUCUAGACAUCACCGCAAUAUUCUAGAAUUCUCGUUAACUUCUCAAUUAAGGAGGGAUCCCAACAAAUCUCCCCCUACCGACUUAAUUGAGAAGUAACAGCCUACCACCAAUGAGAGUCUCACAUUUAGACUCAACAAUCUCCACCUCACAUGUGAGUUGCUCCCCCUCAAACAAUGCUUGUAUCACACCAUAUGAGCAGCUACAAGGAAUGGUCAUGAUCUCCUCCGCAGCAAGAAAUAAUCCACUAAACUAUCUUGUACCGCCGUUAUCUACUAACGGGACACGCCGCCUGAUGGCCUCAUUAUCAGGAAAAGACUAUCGAUACAACGCAUCAAUAGUAGAUCAAAUCGAAAGACCAAACCCUGUAUGUGAUGUUCUCAAGAAGAUCUCCUCUCCGCCAACACCUGACCUGCAAUUCUUCUUGUACCACCGUUGUUUACCAACGGGACACGCCGCCUGACCACCACAAUAUCAUGAAGACUUUCGAUACAACGCACCACUAAUAGAUCAAAUCACGAGACCAGCCUGAGAACCAUCCACACAAUGCAUCUCAUCACUCUACUCCAUAUAUGUAUGACCCAAGCUCUAAAGUGAAGUCAAUCAUCCCAUCAAAGAGUGUGAUCUGGAAUGCCUCUGACAAUGCCGCUACCAACACAGUAAUUAAAACGAGAUCCAUCCCCAUGAAGAACUCUACGCGUUUCUCCACCUCCAAUAACCUGGCUCUGAUACCACUGUUGGGGAAAACACGAUCCCUGACUUCUUCCAGGAUCAUCAGCUCAAAGGUCUCUUGUACAUUCACCCACCCACUGAUAACACAAAGAAUCAAUCUAACAAUAUCACUUUGUAUUAUACAAUUGAAAUGUACAAGAGAUAUUUUAAAAGUAAACGGGUAGCUCACUUCACUCUUUGUAUAUGAGACUACUUCACUCACACACACACCUCUCUCAAGGAAGCACUCACUCACUCAAGAGCUCUCCUCAAAGCUCUCUCUCUCAUCACUUGAGGAGACUCUCUCUAGGCUCUCUCUCUAGGCCCUCACAUGGCUCUCUCACUAGAAAUGAGGAGUGUCACCCCUAUUUAUACUAAUCUCCUCAAGCUCCUCUAGAA
Molecule: messenger RNA, 1449 nt
Organism: Cuscuta epithymum
Lineage: Eukaryota; Viridiplantae; Streptophyta; Magnoliopsida; Solanales; Convolvulaceae
Source: the annotation of a GenBank genome assembly